Messenger RNA from Knipowitschia caucasica, 720 nucleotides. Lineage: Eukaryota; Metazoa; Chordata; Actinopteri; Gobiiformes; Gobiidae. The record is from the annotation of a GenBank genome assembly.
AUGGCGCGCAGAAGUGCACGACUUGAGAAUACGAGGUACUACGAUGUGGACGGCAGCCCCCGCAUCUCCUACUCCACUGGGACUCGACGUCACAGUUUCCCCCAGGACCAGGUAAACCUGCGGAGCCUGAGGAAGGAGCUGCAUCAUCUCCAGCAGGAUCUGGGACGUCUGCAGACCAUGGCGCACCCUCAGGCCACCCUCUGGGGGAACUUUGCGUUGGCGUCGCAUGGAGCUCAGGUCCUAACCGCCUUCAGCUCCAGCACCCACCAACAAAAGGGUUCUUCCAGUUGGCUGACACCUUACUCUCCAUGGGAGGUGAUCAAAGGCCAGUAUUACCCUCUGGUCCCUGGGCACUGCUGGGCCUUCUCUGGCCAGACAGGAGAGCUGUUUGUGGCCCUGUCUCAGAAGAUCCAUGUGUCUCACAUCACUGUGGGGCACAUCUCUAAAGAGCAGUCGGUCACAGGGGAGAUCCUGUCGGCUCCGAAGGCCUUCGCCCUUUAUGGACUGGAGGAAGUGGAUGGACCCAAAGUCCACCUGGGGACCUUCCAGUACGAGUCUGACGGAGACUCAUUCCAGACCUUUGAGAUCAAGGAGCACACCUCCAACAUCUUCAGGUUUGUGAAGCUGGAGGUCCUGACCAACCAUGGCCUGGAGGACUACACCUGUCUGUACAGCUUCAGGGUCCACGGGAAAAUCCCUGAGGCUGCAACCACCUGGUAA